CCAAACUCUCGGCUGCCAAGUUGGAACUUUUUAUUAAUAACUUUUUGCCUACCUAGUCCUUUACGACCAAUUUUGAUUUCAUCAAGGGAGGCCGUAUGUUUAUCCUUUGGGACCCUAAACUAUAUGCAUGUACUAUUGUUGAUGUUGGCAGUCAAUACAUUCACUCUGAUGUUGUUUGUUUGACUACGCAGAAGUCCUUUGCCAUUACUUUUGUUUAUGCUCUUUAUACUGUCCAGAUUAGAAGAGAACUCUGGGACAAGCUCUCCUCCCUUGCCGUGUGCAAACCUUGGGCAAUAAUGGGGGAUUUCAAUUCUGUUCUGGCAUCUAAUGAAAGAGUAAAUUGCUUCAGUAUUGGGGCCUAUUACUUCAAUGACCUGCUGCACUUUCGGGCCUCAAAUAGACUUAUGGAUGCUCCCUGUGAUGGCCUUUUCUUUACAUGGCAUAAAGGCAACAAGUUGGCCAAGCUUGAUCGAGUAAUUUUGAACCACAAUUGGGGAGAUAUUGGUGCUGAUUGUAAGGCUAUGUUUCUGGAUAUGCAAGCCCAAUCUGACCACUACCCAGUGCUAUUUGAUUCCAGUAGCUCCCGGCAAAGGAAAUCAAGGCCGUUUAGAUUCUUCAAUAUGUGGACAAAGCAUGAGAAAUUUCCCCAAAUUGUUUCACGUGUGUGGGACCAAAAGAUUGAUGGUACCAAGCAGUUUGUGCUUACUUCUAAGCUCCUUUUCCUUAAACAUCCCUUUAAGGAUCUUAACAGGGCAGAGUUUGGUCACAUAUCCAACCGUCUUGCUGAUGCCAAAAUCAAGUACAAAACUUUGGUGGAGCAGCUUAUGGGUGAUCCUGACAGCUUGGAGCUUGUCCGGUUGGUGAACAAGCAGAGAAGAAUCACCAACUUUCUGAUUGAAGCAGAAUUGGCAUUCUACAAACAAAAGGCCAAGUGUGACUUCCUUACCAAAGGGGACAUAUGCACCAAAUACUUCUACUCUGUGGUGAAAAAGAAGCGGAGUACCAAUUCCAUUCCCUUCUUGGUGCGUAGUGAUGGAACCAAAACCACAUGUCACAGUGAGGUUGUAGAUUCCUUUGUUGAUUUCUUUCGCGGCCUCUUUGGUACGGGUAUUCAAGUUGAACCACUCUCCAGCGAGGUGUUGCCCUCAGGUUCACUGGUACCGGUCAAUUCUUGGGAUGCUCUUCUUGCUCCAAUUACCAUUAAAGAGGUCAAGGAGGCUGUUUUUAGUAUUGGGGAUGACAAAGCCCUUGGACCCGAUGGAUUUAGUGCUAGUUUCUUCAAAUCCCAGUGGCAACUGGUUGGCCCUGAUCUGUUUGAAGCAGUGGCAGAAUUUUUCCAUCAUGGAAAACUCCUCAAGCAACUCAAUCAUGCUUUCAUUGCACUCAUCCCCAAAACCACUCAUAACCCAUCUGUGAAAGACUUUAGGCCUAUUGCCUGUUUGAAUGUGAUCUAUAAAGUUAUCACCAAAAUCCUUGCUCAAAGAAUGGCUCCAUUGUUGCCAAACUUGAUUGGCCCGGCUCAGGGAGCGUUUGUGGAGGGCCAAGGAUGGCACGUUCCAUUACCAUCCGGAUUGUCUACCUUGGGCAUUACGCACUUGGCUUUCGCGGAUGAUAUUAUGCUUUUCUCCAAGGGGGAUUUUACUUCGGUCACAGCUUUAAUGGAGGUUUUGAAUCAUUUCUCUGCCGUCUCUGGUCUUCAUCUCAGCCCCACCAAAUCCAACAUUUUCGUUGCCGGGAGGGAUAGAGACCGAAGUGAAGACAUACUUAGCCUUGUUCAUUUUCCAGUGGGGCAGCUCCCUAUGAGCUAUUUAGGGCUGCCCUUGCCGUCCCAAAGGCUCAAGGAAUCUGAUUUUGCCCCAUUGAUCAACAAAAUUGAUAACUUCUUACGUGGUUGGAGCACCAACAAGCUUUCUUAUGCCGGGCGCGUUGAACUCUUGAGGGCAGUCAUCCAAGGGACUGAAUCCUUCUGGCUUCAAGCAUUCCCUACGCAAAAAGUUGUACUCAAUAGAAUCACAGGCCUGUGCUGUGACUUCCUAUGGGGCAGUAAGUUUGCUAAGGUCGCCUGGGUUGACAUAUGCAAGCCCAAAACCGAAGGGGGACUAGGGCUUAAAGAGCCAGUCAUGUGGAACAAUGCUUUGCUUUGUAAAGUCUUAUGGAACAUUGCCAACAAAAAAGACUCUCUAUGGGUUCGUUGGGUCCACAACAUCUACCUUAAUGGGAGGAGUGUUUGGAGUUGGAUCCCUAAGAAGAGGGAUUCUUGUCUAUUCAAGAGGUUGGCCGAGAUUAGAGACCCCCUCUUUGUUAAGCUUGGUAAUCCCCUUUCAAUUGAAGAUCCUUUGAAACCUUUCUGCUUCAACAAUAAGCUUCUUUCCGGGAAAAUCUAUGAUUUGUUUAGGGUUCGUUCUCACCCGAAGCCCUGGAUGAAGUUCAUCUAGCAACCGUUUAUUCCACCAAAAUGCUCUUUCACCUUGUGGUUGGCGUUCAGAAACAGAUUACCCACAAAGGUAAAUCUUGGAUUCCUUGAUGUUGGAACCCUUCUCUUGUUUUGAUCGUGUUGAUGUUUUUUAAGGAGCAUAUAGAUUAAACUAGCUGGGAAUGC
Cuscuta campestris is the source of this 2599-nucleotide messenger RNA. NCBI's taxonomy places the organism in Eukaryota, Viridiplantae, Streptophyta, Magnoliopsida, Solanales, Convolvulaceae. The record is from the annotation of a GenBank genome assembly.